AUGACUAUGCAUGGUGAUGUAAUUCUGCAGGACUGGAUACGCACUGCGUCUCUCGGGCAUGAUGCGUGUUGGCUACCUAGCGGUCAGGUCAUGAUCCUGCCCGGUGCAACCGUAACAUGGGGCACAGAAAUUCAGAAGUCGGUAGAGGACGAUACGGUUAAACCUGGAAGCCCAGAGAUCAAUGUACAGUCACCGCUACUGACAGGCGCGAGGAUGCCGUCGCAUACAGGGCUGACCUUCAUCAUAUGCAUGAUACGUGUGGUGUAUACAUCCGACGUAUUCAUCGUGUCCCAAAUACUCGCAACGCGUUUCCCGUCUAAUAUCUUGGUCGAGAUCCUCGACGUCCGGGAGCCUCUAGAAGGCUCCCCCAACUCUGCGCCCGCUCUCCCAGUCUACAAAGCAUGCCCCUCUUCAACUCCUUAUACAUACUCCCCUCCCUAUGCCCUCAAAGAAGCCUUCCUCGACCUCAUCCACACAUUCCUCUAUAUCGCAUUCACAGUCUCCGCCUGUGCCCUGUUCUCCAAGCCUGGAUCGAGGUGUCAGGCAACAGGUCCACGCGAAAUCGCAAAACACCUCAAAGACCAACAGAUGGUCAUGGCUGGAUGUGUGGGAGGAAAAUGUAACGUACUGGAGCUCUUGUUUGUCGCGAUUGGAUUCGUCUUUUUACCGGAUCGUGGUCUCCCUUUACAAGAGGAUCAACGCACAACUGCGAUGCCGCCGAGCGCCUGGCAAUGGAACGAGGAAAGUGUACAAUGCUCAGACGAAGAAUUACGGAAGUUGGGAGACCUCAGGACCUGCGCCUCGCAUAACCCUAGCAACGCUCUUGCGGCCCUAUCGACCUGUAUGACGCCCAACUCAGAGGCUGGCGGUCAACUCUCGCAGCUCACCUGUGCCCUUCUCUUUUCGUCGUGCAGACUCACGAUCGGGGCCAGAAAUUGCGCAUUCGCCUAUACGAUUAGUCUUGCUUCGUACGGAAGCGGCUGA
Messenger RNA from Suillus paluster, 984 nucleotides. RefSeq lists its product as uncharacterized. The transcript has 6 exons. Gene Ontology annotation, cellular component: Sec61 translocon complex; membrane. The coding region runs from base 1 to 984 and encodes 327 amino acids. Gene Ontology annotation, molecular function: ribosome binding; signal sequence receptor activity; transmembrane protein transporter activity. The record is from RefSeq and is a predicted model, not a curated record. Gene Ontology annotation, biological process: SRP-dependent cotranslational protein targeting to membrane, translocation; post-translational protein targeting to membrane, translocation. Lineage: Eukaryota; Fungi; Basidiomycota; Agaricomycetes; Boletales; Suillaceae.